AUGAAGACACAAAUGAAUUCUCCGUCGAUAUCAGACAAUUCCAUCCAAAUUUCGGAGAAAUUUUCAGAUACUAAUAUUAGCCAUCCAUUUACAAGAGAAACUAUGGCAAUAAAAGGCUCUGUAAUGGCGAGCGGAAAUUUGGAGUUGCAACAUUUGAGUCUAAGUUUCAAUCAUUUGACGAAUAAGACAUUAAAGAAACUGAUAUCGUGUCUGUAUUAUCAGAAUUAUGUGCUAUUAAACGAUUACAGUAGGGGAUUAUUAUACGUAUUUUUGGAGAGUAAUGAUAUCUCAAAGAAUGAAGACUGGACAACGUUACAGGAGCUUUUACGUUGCAGACGACAAGAUAAUCAAAUAAUUCGAGAUGAGGAUUUUAAAGAUCUCGUGCCGGUAGAGAGUGAAAUCUUGCGGAGCAGAAUCAGUGUAUAA
Messenger RNA from Formica exsecta, 426 nucleotides. RefSeq lists its product as uncharacterized. The transcript has 4 exons. The record is from RefSeq and is a predicted model, not a curated record. Bases 1 to 426 code for a protein of 141 amino acids. Lineage: Eukaryota; Metazoa; Arthropoda; Insecta; Hymenoptera; Formicidae.